GAGGGAUAGCUCUCGUCCCCUGUUCUAAGCUCCGAUUGUCAAUCAACACAACAACAUGUGCUCUUACAACAAAAUCACCUUUUUCUGCCAACACUUCGAGUACCGAGUCGCGAAGCAUUGCCAUUUUGCGAGAAAUGACCCCGGUCACCAAUGCUUUGGCGCGUGGACCAUCAAACGUGAAUGGGAUGAGCCUCAAGAACUUUGCAAAGACUGCGCAAAGCAGCAAAUAUAUUCUCCCAGUGCCAUGUGACGCUCAGUCGACAUAUGGCGUUGGCGGCAGAAAGUGAAAUCCUGGUGUAUGAUGGUGGUGUAUCUUCUGAGAGGGUUUAUGGAGAUUCUGUAA
Molecule: messenger RNA, 343 nt
Organism: Bipolaris sorokiniana ND90Pr
Lineage: Eukaryota; Fungi; Ascomycota; Dothideomycetes; Pleosporales; Pleosporaceae
Exons: 1
Coding region: 56-250 (64 amino acids)
Source: RefSeq, a predicted model, not a curated record